Messenger RNA from Trichoderma asperellum CBS 433.97, 2536 nucleotides. RefSeq lists its product as uncharacterized. Lineage: Eukaryota; Fungi; Ascomycota; Sordariomycetes; Hypocreales; Hypocreaceae. The record is from RefSeq and is a predicted model, not a curated record.
GCGAACACACCAAUGGCGAAGUAAACAAACACACACCCGCGGCCACGACGCAUCGACAUCGCGAAUGAAGCAACGUCCAAAUGCAGUAUCCAAUCAGUUCCGCUUAAUUGAAUACGACUAAGCGAUUGAGGACGUGCCAAUCUCAACUUUGAAUUAAUUUUUCCAAGUCGUAUCAUUCAAGAUGCUCGGAUGGAUGCUAGGGCGCGGGGACAACGCGCCGGACGCGAUGGACACUGGCGACACCGCAACUAUCGAGAUGCCAGAUACUCCUGCUCCCGUUUUUGCUGCCAGAGCCUUCAAGAGUGCGCUCUUCGGCACUCCCGUCCGAGAUGCGCAGCGAGCAUCGCGGGACAAGGCUAGAGCGGCGAAAUCGACAGCUUUCACGACGGAUCAAGGUUCGGAUACUCCACUGAAGCCACAAGGGAUCCUAUUGACACCUGGUACGGGAGCCUCGAGGCGGAAACGCGUAUCAUUCAACCAUGAUCUUGCCACGACGAAGACCAUUUCCCCAAAUAACGAGGGGGUUGCCGUCAGCAAGCGAACUCGUUUAUCCGAUGUUCUCGAUAAAGCAAGGCGCAAAAGCACCACCAACGUUUCCAAACAGACAGAAACCUUUACUGCCAAAGAUGAGUCGGACGAGUCGGACUGGGAAGAUGAGCUCUACGAUGAAAAUGGCGACUUUAACGGCCAAGAUCUUACAGUAGACCUGAACGAGCCACAUUCUCAAUCUGGCAAAUACUGGAAAGAGCAGUUCGAAAAAUAUCAUCAAGAAGCGCGGGCGGAAAUGGAGAAGCUACUUAAAUACAAGAAACACCUCAAAUCUUAUGCGGAGGAGAAAGAUUUAGAAGCCAUCCAUCUGGCGCAGAGACUCAAAGAAGAACAAGAAAAGGUGGUUGCCAUGGAGAAGAAGAUUGCAGAAAACGCAAACUACAUGGUAUCAAAACAGAAAGGAGCCUCCAGCAGUAACGAGACAACAGAGUUAUUGUCAACCCUAACAAAGCAAACUGCUCUUGCGGCCCAGUACCGGCAUAGGGUUCAGGAAUUGGAAGCCCAGCUUGAAGAAUUGCAUCAGGGACGAGAAGACGACGACGAAGCAAGAGAGUGGAGGCGGUUACAAGGCACGACGUCGCCUAACACAGCAAAAACUAUAAUCGAAACUCAGCGGGAGUUGCGACGAUCUCGAGCGCAACUCAAGGAGCUGGAUGCCUUACGCAGCCAAGUAUCCUCACUCAAGGCUCAGCUAAAGACUGCCGAGCAACGGAGGAUUACAGAUUUUUUAACCACUGACGAGUCAAACGACACGUCGAAAGUGAGGGAUCUCAAGGCACAGCUUAGGCAGGCAAGAGAAGAAUCAUCAAAAAAAGACGACGAACUUCGUCAGUUGAAGAAGGAUUUUGACGUGUUCAAGAAAGAGAGUGAAGCUCACGAUGCGGAUACCAAAGCCGUUCUCGAGCGCGCUCAAACCAAGAUUUCGGAUCUCAAAAAAGAGCUCAAGAUCCUCAAGGCCGGGGAGUUGACUAACACAGCCCAGCCUGGAGGUUGGAAUCGCAAAUCCGGGAAUGAUAAAGCUGCAAGAGACGAAGACGAUGAAGAGAUGUUAUCAAGGCCCCCUGUGGCUACGAAUGGGGUUCGAAGGAGUAUUGACGUAGCAGACCUUGAAAGGCCCCGGCAACUCCCCGAGGCAAGCAGUUCCAAACUUCGCACCUUACGAGACAAGUAUCGAAGGGAUGCCACACCGAGAGCGGCAACAAAGUCAAGGGACGCAAUUGAAGCCCCGAGCGAUCAAUCAAACGACGAGAAGCCGGGGUGGAAGCCAUUUAUGCCGAGGUCGUCUACUAAGAGAAGAGCCUCGCUGAGUAGAGAAGCGCCAAAGAGAAACCAAGCUGGCAAUGAAGUGCCUGUGUCUUCUGGAGAGGAGAAUAUUGCACUCCACAAAGUGCCUAGGCUGGCGAAACCCACAAUUCACCCCAAGACAUCAUCGUCUUCCGAAGACAUAGACGUCGACGUCGACCUUUUACAAGACCAUUUUGCUCGCCUCGGCGGACCCGAUGUGGGCAAAGGCAAACUUAAAGACGUAUCCAACGACAGUAAUAGCAAGCGAUCGCUACCACCGGAGCGUCGAGCUGCCGCCCUCGCUCGGAUCGAGAAGAGAAUGGCCGAAAAGAGAGCCCGGCGACGGGAUGGAACUGACAAGGAAAAUGUGAGGCCAUAAGAAGAUAAUGAGGCUCUGUUUAGGAGCUAUCUAGCGUGUUCUAGUUGCUUUGAUUUAGGGAUCAGCGUGGUGUUUGCAAUAUUGUGUUUUAACAGCAAAGGGAGACGGUAUGAACAGGGUUCUAUUAUCAGCGAAAGCGAUUGUAAUAAUGCAAGCGGAAAGCUCUCUUGCAGAUCUGUUACGGUGCUUGGAUUGAACUCUUUUUCCGGGUUUUUGUAGUAAUUCUCAUAUACCUAUUUGUUAGUGGCUGGAAGAUGUUAGGACGUGGGUGUGAGUCUGUGUAUCUAGCAUAUCACACGGGUCUAAUGUGCAAUCAACAAGCCG